This is a messenger RNA of Capsicum annuum, 543 nucleotides long. RefSeq lists its product as uncharacterized. The transcript has a single exon. The record is from RefSeq and is a predicted model, not a curated record. NCBI's taxonomy places the organism in Eukaryota, Viridiplantae, Streptophyta, Magnoliopsida, Solanales, Solanaceae. The annotation marks the transcript as partial.
GUAGUUGGACAAUACAUCCAGCCAACAGGAGCCGGCAUUCAAAGCAGUCGUGGGACUGCUGGUGGAGGACAGCAACAAGGGGUAACUAGUGGCAGUGGAGGAGGGCAGCAGCAACAAGGAGGCGGUGGUGGUGGUGGUGGAGCAAUCACAAUAGGACAAGCUCUUGAAGCGGCUGCACAAACAAUACCUGGCAAACCAGUGGAUCAAUGCGAUGCAGCAGCAAUACAAGCAGCUGAAGUACGAGCAACAGGCAGUAAUGUUAUCAUUCCCGGUGGCGUAGCAGCCACUGCUCAGUCGGCUGCCGCUUAUAAUGAAUCUAUGAUAAGAGAUGAAGACAAAGUUAAACUCGGAGAUGUCUUGUCUGUAAGUAGCGAAUCAAAUUACUCCUCCUUUGACAUAUGCCCCAUAGUUUCUACUUUUUAUUAUUUGUUGACUGAUUUAAGAUAUUUUGCCCGUCAGCUAGAAAUACUUGCUUACCUGCGUAUGCUAAAUAGGGGUGUUCAUUGUCGGUUUGGGUCGGUUAUUGGUCAAUAUCAUAAUUAA